AUGCGAGCGCAAUAUAGUUGGGUAACCUGGUUAACAAGACCAAUUAAUAUGACUAAUAUAUUAUCACAUUAUAUUCCAUUAACAGGAGUUGCUGCACAUGGACUUUUUACAGCAAAUAUUUUUUCUCCUGGUUUGUUAAAAAAUAUAUGUGAUGAGUGGGAUGUUGUUGCAUCAAAAUCACUCAUAGCAACAUCACUUGUAGGAAGUGGGUUUUUUGUUUUCUAUAGACCCCAUCUUUAUCAAACAUCAAAAUGGAAUCGUGUUGAAUACAGUGUUUUCUCUUCUGUUAUCUAUAAUUUUGGUACUAUUUUAUUAGCUGUUUUUUUAAAACCAUUAAUACCAAAAAAAUUAUCAACUUCUUUUAAAGCAAUUAUUGCAUUUGGAAUUUCAGCAUUUUUAACAAGUAGGACAAUUAAAUAUCUUAACCAUAUAGAUGAAAGAACUAUAGUUAAGAAGGAUCAAAAAUUUACUCACAUUGAAUAA
Molecule: messenger RNA, 483 nt
Organism: Strongyloides ratti
Lineage: Eukaryota; Metazoa; Nematoda; Chromadorea; Rhabditida; Strongyloididae
Exons: 2
Coding region: 1-483 (160 amino acids)
Source: RefSeq, a predicted model, not a curated record